AUGCCAUUUCAACGGCUUUUGUCUGCAUUCCUAGUGAAAUCCAUCCGUUGCAUUUACACGGUGCAAGCCCUAUUGCUUUUAUGCCUCUGGCCUUUCCCAGUAGACAAGCAGCAGGACGACCCGAGCUGGGAUUACAUCGGAAUGGCUGUUGCCGCCACAUUGAAGCUGACUUCGAAUGAUUCUCAAACAAACUGGCCGGGAUCAAAUGAGCUUCAUGUUGAAGAAGCCCUUCGCCUUAAAACAUGGCUCGGAUGCUUUGCAGUUAGCACGGACCUUGCUGCGGCCCUUGCAUUACCGCCUCCAAUGGGCAGUAUGGCGGAAAUGAUGCCGAGGAUUCGUGCCAGAGUUCAAUCCAUUUUACCUGACGAGUUUCUGAUUCAUUUAGAUAUUCAGGGCUAUGCGACCCGAGCAGCUGCUCUGCUCAGAAAUCAGCUCGCGGGCCCAUUUCAAAAGUCGCUAGUUGAGCUUUUGGAACGAGACUUGGCUGCAAUAGAAGCUCGUAUCCCAAACCCAUCUCACCCGAAAGUCCAGCUUUCUAUUCUUGCAGCCAGACUGCGCUUAUGUGCCUUUCCAAUGCUCUCUCAGAUGUCAUCAAAAGCAGAGAUGGGAGUUGACACACUCUCAAAAGCAAUUUGGUAUAUGGGCUUCCACACUGCCAUCCAAAUUACGAAUAUUUUCGCCGACUCACCGUCAUCGGAAGACAAAAUCUAUGCAGAUGCUGCCAGAAAUCUAGUGAUGAUCUAUUUUCCGAAGUAUUACUUCCACAUUUUAGUCAUGGCCGGCAUGUAUUUCAUCAACAAUUUGGCUAUUGAUCGCAAUAUCUCCACUAACGACAAACUCCUCGCCCAAAAUCAUAUUAAAAAGAUAUAUGAAACACUCACGCAUUGGUCACGGGAUCCCAGAGAUGAGGCCGCACGAGUAGCUAGGGUGAUCGACCUGCUUUCACGUCAUGUUCAGACACAUUAUUUGUCAUCGGAGUUGCAGCAAACAUCACAAGAAACACCGCCCAUGAGCAUCAUUACAACUGGAAUGAGGAUGGCAGGAAAGCUGCGGAGUAAUCUGUCCGCACCCUCCUCGCAGCCUAGCUCUAAAUCACCCCCUGCUUGGGUGUCCGAUCUCCCUGAGUUUCUGGGUGGCAUUGAGCCGAAUAAUAUCCAUCAGACUGUGAAUAGUACCGUGAACUAUGGGGACGAUUGGGCAUUUGACAAUCCGGAGCGACGUCUUGAAGCGAUAAUCGCUUACCGGGCCGAAGGUUUCGGCUACCCCUUCGCUAGCAGCGUUUACCUGUAA
Molecule: messenger RNA, 1290 nt
Organism: Penicillium samsonianum
Lineage: Eukaryota; Fungi; Ascomycota; Eurotiomycetes; Eurotiales; Aspergillaceae
Product: fungal specific transcription factor domain-containing protein
Exons: 3
Coding region: 1-1290 (429 amino acids)
Biological process (GO): regulation of DNA-templated transcription
Cellular component (GO): nucleus
Molecular function (GO): transcription cis-regulatory region binding; DNA-binding transcription factor activity, RNA polymerase II-specific
Source: RefSeq, a predicted model, not a curated record